AUGGCCAUAUCAACCACUCCCCUGUCAAUGUACUCAUCCAUCCUUCAGUCUCUCUGCUCCCAUUCUCUCAACCCUGCUGACAUCCAUCCUCCUAUUCAUGUUCCCCCAACACCUGCUUCAUCUGCAUCAACCCCCUUCCAUUCGAUUUUAAGUGAUGCAUGUGCGUGGUGCUCCUUGCCUUCUGUUGAGACUGAGAGCUUCACUGGAGGUAUAUACUUGACCAAAUCAUCCCCAGUGCAUUUCUUAAAAUUAGAAUCAAAUGACACCCCUGCCUUCUUAAAAAAGGUCGGAUAUCCCACCGGACUUUUGAAUACGGCACUUUGGCAUAUUUCCUACAAUCACCGUCCCAAACACUCGAGCAGUGUCAUGGCAGGGAAAUGGGUGAAAGAACAUGCUCAUAUUGCAUGUAUUGCUCUUGCAAGUGCCGGAAUUUCCUAUGGCUUGUAUCAUCGCAAAGAGGCAGUAAGAAAACUUUGCUCGAGGCGUCUGACGGGAUGUAUAAAGAAAACAGAAAGAGAAAUUCACUUUGUUACAAAUUCCAAAGAAUGGUUGGAGAUAUUUCCAGCUUUUUCAAGACAAGUGAAAUGUGAUGGUGCCGUUGGGUUUGACUGUGAAUGGGUUCAUGUCAAAAACCAACGUCGUCCAGUUGCUCUUCUGCAGUUGGCCUCCUCCCAAGGAACGUGUGUCCUUGUACGAUUAUCACAGAUGAAGGAUGACAUUCCAGAGACACUCAAGGAAUUCUUAGAAGAUGGCACAGUGCUGAAGGUGGGAGUUGAUUCUCUGAAAGAUGGAUAUUAUCUUGCAGCAGACUAUGGAUUAAUGGUGCAUGGAUGUGUUGAUUUACGUCAUUUAGCUCUACAAGACCAGCAGGCAGGUGACCAGGGGAAAGCUUCUCCCCCAAAACAGUUAAAUGGCCUAGGAUUAAAUGCUCUAACAGAGAUGUAUCUUAACCGCUCUUUAGAUAAGAGCUGGAGAGUGAGAGCAAGUGAUUGGGAGGCUGAAAAACUCACCCAAAGACAGAUACGAUAUGCAGCAGAAGAUGCCUUGUCAGGAAUCCAGAUCCUGAUAAAGAUCUUAGAUUGUUACUGGCAGCCAGCUUCUCUCACUUUAUAUAUUGCUCCAGAAGCCUAUUGGUACCAAGAAGUACAAUUUGCUUUACAAAGAAUGUGUCACCAAUGGACUGACAGAAAGUUUACAGAUGUCAAAACAGAUUUUGCACCAAGUGCUGGCAAAGGUAGUGGUCAGCCCUCAGUACCUGCAAAGAUGAAGAAGAUCAAAGAUGGAUUUUCAGCACGUAAAGGACCGCAUUACUAUAACAGUCUACUUUAUGCACCAGAUGAUCAACUGUUGUGUACAUGUGACUCCAAAAAGGCCUUGUGGUACGUUGCGAAGGGCUUGGGUGAAAUUGUGUCCGAAGAUCCUCUCACUGUUCGCCUUAAAUUUGAACCUACUGGACGACCACAAUACCAGGAAGGAGAUGGGGAAUUUUACCUUCAAGAACGUCUCAAUAAGUGUGUGGUAUGUGGCAAGGAAGAGAAGUUAAUGAAGAAGAAUGUUGUUCCUCAUGAGUAUCGUAAGCAUUUCCCAGAUAUUUUAAAGACUCACCAAAGUCAUGAUGUUAUUCUUUUGUGCAGUGAUUGCUUUCAGACUAGUAACAGUGAGGAUGAUCUCUUGCGUGCACAGCUUGCUAAAGAGUGUGAUGCUCCCAUUGGAAUUGAACACGACCACCAGGUUCAGGUGGAACGAGAAUGUAAAUUAGUGCGAAAUGCAGGUAGAACAUUGCUUAGAAGUCGAGACACCCUUCCAGAAGAAAGAGUGAAGGCAUUGGAAAAGAUAAUUAUGAAAUACUAUGAAGUGGAUUUCAUUUCAAAGGACCUCCUUGAUCAAGCAACAAACAUGAAGGCAAAAGUGUCCAAUGACAAGUAUCGUAUUCAUGGACAGAAAGUAUAUGAAAGGUAUGAAAAAACUGGAGUCAUGAAAUUGGAACAAAGGUGGCGCAAACAUUUCCUUGAAAGUAUGAAACCACAGCAUCUUCCAAAAUGCUGGUCAGUUAUGCACAACAUGUUUAAAAUGCGUCAGAAAAUGAGCUUCCUUCCCCUUGAUCACCCUGACCGCAUGAAGUUUCAGAUUGCAUUAGUAGGUUCUGAGGGUCAUAUAGAAGUGCCAUAUAUGCCUCCCCCAGCCAGGCAAAGCCUCGGAGAUUUCUCUUUUGAAGAAAAUGGAGAUGGACUGACUUUUGAAGCUUAAUCCCAUUCUUUUUGUUGCUCAGGAUUUGAUGGCUUUAAAGAAGAGAGCAUUUGCCACUGCUUUUUAAAAAAAAAUUCCAGUGCCUUGAGAGGAGAGCAGAUAUAUUUUCAUUACUUUAUCAUUCUAAAGUUUAAGCUUAAAAUUUUAAUGACCAGGGUGAAUACUCCCUUUCUGAAGUAUGCAGUACAAAUUAAAGACUACAUUUCACAAGCUUUUAAUAGCAUACAACUAUAAUAAUAAAAAAAAAUAUAUAUAUAUAUAUUUUUGUGAAGAAAAUGUAAUUGCACCACAAUCACAGUCUUUUCUAAGCAAUGAAGAUGUCACCUACUGAUGCAAUCAUUUUAUUUCAAAUAUUGAUGAAAGUCCAGAAAUGAUAUCAAAGAAGUGUUAUAAUUCACUGGAUGAUGUAGUCUAGCUAUUUAUUGUUUAUUUCCUAACUUUAUAUGAACGGAUACUGAUAGAAAAUUUAAAAAAUAUAUAGCACCUCUUAUAUAGAGAAAAAAAUCUUUGGUUUUAUUGCAUUUCAUUCCCGUACAAUAAUUCUGAUUAGAAUAUUGUAUAUGAAAAUGGUAAAAGGUAACAGAUUAAUUCUAUGAAUGCUCAUUUUUGACCUCUUUAGUUAACUUCUAACCAUUAAGAGAACAAUCAUUAGCUUAUUAUGUUUCUAUAUUGUCUCAGUGGAAGUAGUUUCUAUGUUUGUAUAUAUUUUGAAAACUGCUCUGUUUCCCUUUUUUGUCAGAGUAAGAAGCAUACAUUAUAGCAUUGAUUAAAUACACAAAACAUAACUAUGUUCAUGGAGAUACAUAGGACCACUACCUCAAAUGUAUAAGUAUAAAGUUACUGUGAUUAUAUAUAUAUAUAUAUAUAUAUAUAUAUAUA
Molecule: messenger RNA, 3126 nt
Organism: Penaeus indicus
Lineage: Eukaryota; Metazoa; Arthropoda; Malacostraca; Decapoda; Penaeidae
Product: exonuclease 3'-5' domain-containing protein 2-like
Exons: 10
Coding region: 1-2247 (748 amino acids)
Biological process (GO): nucleobase-containing compound metabolic process
Cellular component (GO): nucleus; cytoplasm
Molecular function (GO): nucleic acid binding; 3'-5' exonuclease activity
Source: RefSeq, a predicted model, not a curated record